CACAAGUUUGGAAGUAGAAAGUAGAAGUGACAUUUCAUUAUCAAAUAAAUUCAAGCAAAUAAACGUAGAUAAGGUUGCUUAAAAAUAACUUUAUUUAUUUAUGUUAGUUCAAGAUUAAUACUGUCUCAAGACAGUCGCAAAUAUGUUAAAAUCCGUGAUAGUGCUCGUCAGAACACUCGGGACUAGUAAACCAAGUCUAAUUUUAUCUCAAACUCGCUGUGCAUCUCAAGCCCUGCCACAGUUAUCAGCGGCAAAAUACAAUGUCCAGAGGAAAGAAUUUGGACUGGUACAAUCAGAAGAUGUUAAUUAUUUUAAAUCUAUUUUGAGCGAAGAACAAGUGCUUACAGAAGAGAGUGAUGUUCUGCCAUUCAAUAUUGACUGGAUUAAGAAUUGCAGAGGUCAAUCCAAGGUGGUUUUAAAGCCCAAAUCAACACAGCAGGUAUCGCAGAUAUUGGCUUACUGCAAUGAGCGGAGACUGGCGGUAUGCCCACAGGGAGGCAAUACUGGGCUUGUCGGAGGCUCUGUACCGGUGUUCGAUGAGAUAGUUGUUAGUCUCGGGUUGAUGAACAAAAUUAUAAGCUUGGAUGAGACAUCGGGUGCCCUUGUUUGCGAGGCAGGAUGCGUACUGGAAACUUUAGACAACUAUGUCCGAGACCGCAACCUCAUCAUGCCGCUAGAUCUUGGAGCGAAAGGCUCCUGUCAUAUUGGAGGCAACGUGAGCACGAAUGCUGGAGGCCUAAGGUUGCUACGCUACGGCAACCUGCAUGGCUCAAUCAUGGGGAUCGAAGCAGUAAAAGCCGACGGCACUAUAGUGGACUGCCUCCGAACCCUCAAGAAGGACAACACAGGAUACCACUUAAAGCAUCUCUUCAUAGGUUCAGAAGGAACGCUAGGGCUCGUCACUAAGGUCGCCGUGCAUUGCCCUGUUCUACCUAAAGCACAGACCCUUGGCUUCUUUGGUGUGAAGGACUUCGAGAGCGUGUUGCGUCUAUACUGCAGCGCUAAGGCGUGUCUCGGGGAAAUCCUGUCGGCCUUCGAAAUGGCUGACAACUACUCCAUCCAGAGUACCAGCAGGAACCUCAAUUUGCCGAACCCGAUAGCGGACUUCCCAUUCUACGUCCUAGUCGAAACGCACGGCAGCGACGUGACUCACGACAACGAGAAGCUUAAUCGGUUCCUCGACCGAGAGAUGGGCAGCGGGCUCAUCCUGGACGGAACUCUCGCGUCCGAACCCGCUAAGAUGCAGACGAUCUGGAACCUUCGCGAAAACAUCGCCGGCGCCGGUCUCAAAGAAGGCUAUGUGUACAAAUACGACGUGUCCCUCCCCGUCGCCAACUACUACGAUUUAGUGCCGAAGCUACGCGAGCGAAUGAAGGGCGUCACCACCAAGGUCUACGGAUAUGGCCACGUUGGUGACGGUAACAUACACAUUAACGUAACGGUGCCCGAGUACAGCAAGCAGGCCACGGCCCUGCUGGAGCCCUAUAUCUUCGAGGAGGUCGCUAAACUCCAGGGUUCCAUAAGCGCGGAGCACGGCGUGGGGUUCCGUAAGCCUCAGUUCAUCCACUACAGCAAGGACCCGGCCGCCUUGGACCUCAUGCGGGACCUCAAGCGCCUCAUGGACCCCAACGGUAUCCUUAACCCGUACAAGGUCUUACCGGACCCUUAAAUUGUGAAUUAUGAAAUGUGCCAUUUUCAAUCAAAAGGGCACUUAUUUCCAUACAGCUUCAAUUUGAAAUCAACUUUAUUGACAAGCGACAAUGUGGUACCUUUUGGUUGAAAAUGUCACAAAUAUUGUUAAAGGUGGCCGAAAGUGUUUACAUCUUUUUUUAAAUGUUAUGUUUAAAUGUAUUAAAUAUAUUAAUAACGGGUCACUCACGUAUUUUAAGUCGAAAAACGCUCGACAUGUUUCACUCCGUUCCGAGGAGUACCAUGUGUAUGGAGGAGUGUCAUGUCACCGUCAACGCAAGCUCCUGAUGACACUCCUCGGUACGGAGUGAAACAUGUCUAGCGUUUUUCGACUUAAAAUACGUGAGUGACCCAUUAUUAAUAUAUUUAAUAUGUCUGUGUCUCACGGAAGUUUUGUUAUUAAAAUAAAUUGAAGCAACUGGGAAUCAAACCUUUUACUGGAUAUUUAAAUGUAAUUAUAAUUAUAAUGAACGUAUAUUGUUGUGCAUCGUAUACUUUUCUUAUAUGAAUUUCGAAGAAAAAUUAUUUCACCCAGGUUAAUAAAAAUAGGUUGAUGUUGAUAAGUUAACACUUUUGGCCAUAUCUAUUGAAUAUGCAUAAUAUGUAUAUAGUCUGGGGUCGAUUUAAUUCAGGUCAUGACCUGAUUAGUCUGUAAGUCAAAUAGGCCCAUAUUAUAGUGUUCUAAUUAUGGGUCUGAAAUCUAUAAUUAUUUUCACGAAUUGACUUUAAAACUUUGAUGUUAUUAAUGUUUUUUACGUGUUACAUUGUUGAAUAAUAUUAAAAAAUACCUAAUUAUAUUAUAUUUUUGCACUUA
Messenger RNA from Cydia strobilella, 2503 nucleotides. RefSeq names its product D-2-hydroxyglutarate dehydrogenase, mitochondrial (gene D2hgdh). Gene Ontology annotation, cellular component: mitochondrion. Lineage: Eukaryota; Metazoa; Arthropoda; Insecta; Lepidoptera; Tortricidae. Gene Ontology annotation, molecular function: FAD binding; catalytic activity. The record is from RefSeq and is a predicted model, not a curated record. The transcript has 10 exons. Bases 143 to 1669 code for a protein of 508 amino acids.